Clonostachys byssicola is the source of this 1956-nucleotide messenger RNA. Lineage: Eukaryota; Fungi; Ascomycota; Sordariomycetes; Hypocreales; Bionectriaceae. The record is from the annotation of a GenBank genome assembly.
AUGUCCCUACACAGCUCCCUACCCAGCGCUUUUGGCUCUGAUAUCUCAUUCACAACCCUGUUGGAUGCGGAGGGAACCGAGGCCGAGGAAUCAAUGACCACGCCAGUCCCCAGCCAUCGCAAACCCGAUCGCCUCGCAGCAGCUCAGGUUCAAGAAACUGGAUCUGAGCACGCUGAGCAAGAAGCCAGCUCUGAGGUAACCCCUGACGUGGUGGUAAAUACGGAUGGCACGCCUUAUAGGGUGAAGUUCCAGGGCGGGAGUAGCAUACAAAGUCUCUUCACAUUCGUCGACCUACACCUGGUCAUUCAUGGUUUUGAUCCUGCCAGUCCCUUGUUCAGACAUGGAAUGCAUCAAAGCGAAGAAAUUCCGCUAGCUCUAGCCCUCAAGCUACCGCCGCUACCCGAUCAUCAGAAAAUAAAGCGGUGUCUUGAUGUAUUCUUCGACCGGCUCUGGCCAUUCUACCCUGUGAUUACCCGAUCUAAUUUUGAGGCAGAGAUCGAUGCCAUAAUAUCUCAACAGCCGCAGGAAGUAUCCGACCUCCAAUUCAGCAUUCAAUACACGCAUAUACCUUGUUUGGUCGCAGUGUACUGCGUGCUAUGUAUUGGUAUCAACGAACUGUCAACCACAGACCCAGAGCUGAGUAUCGAAUAUCUAAAUGCCGGCUAUCAACUCUACGCUCACCUCGUUGCGACGCCUUACUUGCCCAGCGCCCAAUCAUUAUUUCUUCUAGCACUUGCUCUUCGAUCAUGGGGAAAAGAUGGUCAGGCGUGGCAUAUCGUCGGCCAAGCGAUUCGCAUUUCGCAGUCACUCGGCCUACAUAAAUUAGUCAUGAGACACUCGCCGGUCAAGGCGCAAGGAACUCCUUAUCAACACUCGGAUACUCUAGGAGAGAGGCUAUGGUGGUCGUGUUAUGCCCUGGAAAAGCAGAUGCAACUCGAGUGCGGAAGACCAUCGAUCAUUGACACUGAGUUUGAUAAUAUUACUUCAACAUGGUCCCAAAAUCUGACGACCAGUGACUCUUCACCUUAUUUCAAGGCCUGGAUUUCACUCGCUGGAAUCAUGGGUCGCAUUUCUGACCGAAUCUACGCGCACAAAUUUGGCAAUGCUGAAGAGAUGCUGUCCGAGACCAUCAAGCUCGACAAGGACUUAUUGGAAUGGGAAAGCUCACUACCUGACAGCCUCAGGCCUCGGGAUAUAUUUCUCGAACACUUGGAUGAGGCAAGCAAAAUAUGUGCUGGAUUUCUCUCCCAACAGUACUAUCAUGCUCAGAUAUCCGCCUUACGAGUGUCACUAAUCUUUCCCCAGCAUGCCUUCUCAGCAGAGAUCAAACGGCACGGCACAAAGCUAUCUCAGACGCAGAGGCUAUUGGCCGGAGCUUCGAUAUGUGCACAGGCUGCAAGGGCCGUCGCAACGCAAAUCCUUCAAUUAGCAGAUGAGAAUGUACGAUCCCCGAGCCUGGGCAUUUCUCAAACAUUCCUAGCUUCGGUUGUACUUGCACUGGUCAUUCUUAGGCAACCCAACAGUAGACUGGCUCGAUCCGAUGUCGAGUUGCUUACUUCUGCCACGGAGCAUAUGGAGGCGUGGUAUUAUCACUGUGGAUUCAAUCCAGGCUUCAUUCAGGUAUUCGUCGAGAUGCGGAAUCGAGUCGGUUCGGUCUUCCUUAAAACUAGCGCAAAAGCACCUCGGAGGAGUAGCUCCAUUACAACGUCAUUGCCACGAACACAAGACGUGGUCAGCCAAGGUUCGGGAUUCACGCCAUCGAUAGCCGGUAGCUAUGGCCAUACCGGUACAACCUCGACCCAUGGGGGUAGUGGAAUGGGUAAUCAAAACACAGGUGAUGGAUUUGACGACUCAGCACUCAAUUUAUUCGGCAACAUGGACUUUGAGGAACUAUGGAAUAUGAUGGACUCGGAUUUCAUGUCAUAUGAUACCGAUAUUCAGCUUAUUCCCUCAUAA